This is a messenger RNA of Erythranthe guttata (spotted monkey flower), 1769 nucleotides long. Its product is annotated as high-affinity nitrate transporter 2.1. Gene Ontology annotation, biological process: transmembrane transport. The record is from RefSeq and is a predicted model, not a curated record. Gene Ontology annotation, molecular function: nitrate transmembrane transporter activity. Lineage: Eukaryota; Viridiplantae; Streptophyta; Magnoliopsida; Lamiales; Phrymaceae.
UCUGAAAUGGAAGGAUCUCCGGGAACUUCCAUGCAUGGAGUCACCGGAAGAGAGCCUGUGCUUGCUUUCUCUGUUGCUUCUCCGAUGGUCCCCACCGACAAGACGGCGCAUUUCGAUUUGCCGGUGGAUUCAGAGCACAAGGCCAAGAAGUUCAAGCUAUUCUCCUUGGCCAAUCCACACAUGAGGACUUUCCAUCUUUCAUGGAUCUCCUUCUUCACCUGUUUCGUCUCCACCUUCGCCGCCGCCCCACUUGUUCCGAUCAUCAGAGACAACCUCAACCUCACCAAGGGAGAUAUCGGAAACGCUGGAGUCGCCUCCGUCUCCGGCAGUAUUUUUUCCAGGCUGGUGAUGGGCGCCGUCUGCGAUCUGCUGGGCCCCAGGUACGGUUGCGCGUUCCUGGUCAUGAUGACUGCUCCGACAGUCUUCUGCAUGUCAUUUGUCUCUUCCGCCGGCGGCUACGUGGCGGUCCGUUUCAUGAUCGGAUUCUCUCUUGCAACGUUCGUUUCUUGCCAGUACUGGAUGAGCACCAUGUUCAACAGUCAGAUCAUCGGUCUUGUCAACGGAACCGCCGCAGGAUGGGGGAACAUGGGAGGUGGCGCCACCCAGCUACUGAUGCCGCUGCUUUUCGAGAUAAUCAAGAGCGCCGGAGCGACGCCGUUCACCGCCUGGAGAAUAGCAUUCUUCAUACCAGGGUGGCUCCACAUAAUAAUGGGUCUUUUGGUCUUAACACUUGGUCAAGAUUUGCCUGAUGGAAAUCUAAGUACCCUCCAAAAGAAGGGAGAAGUUGCUAAAGAUAAAUUCGGCAAGGUGUUGUGGUAUGCUGUGACAAACUAUAGGACAUGGAUUUUUGUUCUGUUAUAUGGUUACUCCAUGGGCGUUGAACUCUCAACCGAUAACGUCAUCGCCGAAUACUUUUACGAUAGAUUUGACCUAAAGCUACACACAGCCGGAGUGAUAGCGGCAACAUUCGGCAUGGCGAAUCUGUUGGCCCGUCCGUUCGGUGGAUUCGCUUCCGAUUAUAUGGCUCGACAUUUUGGAAUGAGGGGAAGGCUUUGGACUCUUUGGACUCUUCAAACAAUGGGUGGUGUUUUCUGCAUUCUUCUAGGAAGAGCUACUUCACUUCCGGUUGCCAUAGCACACAUGAUCAUCUUCUCCAUCGGAGCUCAGGCUGCUUGUGGGGCUACCUUCGGUGUCGUCCCUUUUAUUUCACGGCGGUCUUUGGGAAUUAUCUCAGGUUUGACCGGCGCCGGAGGAAACUUCGGAUCCGGGUUGACCCAGUUGUUGUUCUUCACAAACGCGAAACACAGCACAGGAACAGGGCUGAGUUAUAUGGGGAUAAUGAUAGUGGCGUGCACACUUCCGGUGGCGGCGAUCCACUUCCCGCAGUGGGGGAGCAUGUUCUUCCCGCCGUCAAAGGGGGUGGUUGAAGAACAUUACUACAUCAAAGAGUAUACUGAGGAUGAGAGGGAGAAGAAUAUGCACCUCGGCAAUAUCAAGUUCGCCGAGAACAGCCGAUCUGAACGCGGCGGCAACCGUGUGGUUUCGGAGGCCACACCACCACAUGCUUGAAUAUUGUUUUAAUUUAUUGUAUGUUUGAGUUUGAAUGUUUGCAUUUGAUUGUUGUUUUUUUUUUUUAAGAACGUGAUGUCAUUCUGUUAUGACACAUGGUUUCUCUACGUCUGUUUUUGUGGUCAAUGUCGACAACUUUGAUGUUUGGAGUUUUCCAAAGACUUGGAAUGUAACUCAUUCAUGACAAUGAUCAUUUAUUC